CGCGGUGAUCGGCGCUGCGCCGUGCUCGCGUUCAGUCAGUCUUCCUCGGCCAGAAACGUCACGCCUCUGACCGUCUUUAUACCCCAAGUAGAACAGAUAAGACGGAAAUAAGAGGGAGAGAGGAGGGAGAGUCAGAGAGAUGGAGAGGACGCGGAGGAGUUUACGGACGCCGACGACGAGGACGAGAGCCCUGUCCCUGUUGCUGCCGCUCUUGCUGCUGGCAAGCCACAUCAAUGGCGAGACGCCGCUCGACAGCAGCGCUCUGCCCCUGGAGCACAGGUCGGUGUACGGGCCACCGGCCCAGUAUGGGGCGCCUGGCCACGGUGCCGAGGAGAAUUGGCCCCUGGCGUCGCCCGACACGCCCCAAAUAAAGCACCUGCAGGUCCAAUGCGAGAAGACCCACAUGCGGGUGAACAUCGAGUUCGACCGGCCGUUCUACGGCAUGAUAUUCAGCAAGGGCUUCUACUCGGAUCCGCACUGCGUCCACCUGAAACCCGGCACGGGCCACUUGAGCGCCACCUUCGAGAUAUUCCUCAACUCGUGUGGCAUGUCGUCCUCGGCCAACCACAACGUCGCCCCGUACGGCUCGCCCACGCCCUCGGGCAGCUACGUCGAGAACACCAUCAUCAUCCAGUACGACUCGUACGUCCAGGAGGUCUGGGACCAGGCGAGGAAGCUACGCUGCACGUGGUACGACUUUUACGAGAAGGCCGUCACCUUCCGGCCCUUCCAGGUCGACAUGCUGCACGCGGUCACGGCCAACUUCCUCGGCGACAAUCUUCAGUGUUGGAUGCAGAUACAGGUGGGCAAGGGGCCCUGGGCCUCCGAGGUCUCGGGCAUCGUCAAGAUCGGUCAGACCAUGACGAUGGUCCUUGCCAUCAAGGACGACGAGAACAAGUUCGACAUGCUCGUCAGAAACUGCGUGGCCCACGACGGCAAGCGUGCCCCCAUACAGCUGGUCGACCAGUACGGCUGCGUCGUCAGGCCCAAGAUCAUGUCCAGAUUCCAAAAGAUCAAGAACUUUGGGCCGAGCGCGUCAGUGGUGAGCUUUGCCUACUUCCAGGCGUUCAAGUUCCCCGACAGCAUGAACGUGCACUUCCAGUGCGUGAUCCAGGUCUGCAGGUACAACUGCCCCGAGCCCAAGUGUGGCCACCCCGGCCUCGAGUACGGGGCACCCUCCAACGCCCUGGCCACCGAGUACGGCGCCCCCGUCCACCAAGGGCUCUCCUCCGAGUACGGAGCGCCACCAGUGCCCGAGUACGGGGUGCCCCCGGCCUACCCCGACCCACGACACCCCAGUGGCCCAGCCGGCGCAUACAGCGAGCCGAGUCCCGACGUGGUGCCGGCACCGCAAGCCCAGACAUCGUCGUCGCCGAGCUCGACUUCGACGGGAGGCAACGGCGACUCAACGGCGAGCAGCAGCGCGCCCCAGAGCUCGGCCCAGCAGCAACAGGUCCAACAAGCCCAGGACAACAUCCACCUGCCACCGCCGCCCCUACCCGGGAAGUACCAGACGUACCAGACGGUCAAGAGGACUGGCACCGCCGGUAGCGAGGAGCACCUCGAGGGCAACCUCGCGACCCUCGGUGGACGGCCGAGGUCCGUCGAAGGCCUGCCCGCCGAGCUCCGGGGCGCCAGGAGAAGAAGGAGGAACGUUGCCGACGAUGACGACCACCACCACCACCAGAGCACCUUCCACACGGUGACUUUCGUGACGUCGCACGUGUACAAACGGGCCGCCCAGGAGAUGACGGACGUGAACACGUCGCGGGUCAUCCAGGUGGUGGCGCCCGGGGACGUGAACUUUGCCCUCGGGACGCAGAGCAGCGACAACGACACGACCGUGGUUGUGCAGGACGCCCCACUGAACGGCGACUCGGAGACGUUUUGCGUGACGAUACCGAGCUUCAUAACCGGUCUGGCGCUCUUGCUCCUCAUAACCGUCGUCUCGAGCCUCGUGGCUGGAUUUAUGUUUGUGCGCGUGCGCGCCAUGUCGCGCAAAAACGCGGGCAUCCACUUGGGCUUCGCGCAUCCGGCUUACGUGGCCGAGAACCACCCCGAGUUCAUCAAGGUCGCCAACUGAGCCACUCCCAAAGACGAUUUUCUGCUUCUUUUUUUUUGUUUUUUUUUGUUUUUUUUUUUUUUGUUUUCUUUCCAUCGCUAUUAUAUGCUAUCGUCAUUACCAGUACGGAGAUACAUAUUGUACCAUCGAGCACAAAGAGGAGCGAGCCGUGGAGCCCUUUGUCGCCCUCGGCCCGUGCAUUGACCGUCUCAGCUCCUUCUCUCUGUCCAUCAUUUGUCUCUCGCUCGCUCUUGCCUCGCCGAGGUAAUGGGACUCUCGAUCGGGCCGGCUCCAGUCGGGGCAAGACUGAAGAUUUCUCGUUUCCUUCGCGGCUUUCCCGGGGGACCUUCCGAUGGACCGCGUAGUGUUGGUUUUUUUGUUUUUUGUUUUUUUUCGUACUCUCUCUCUGUGUAAAUAUUGGAAAGGACUCGGGCAGGGGGAGAAUCGGAGGGAGAGAGGCCGGCCGAGUAUAGAGGGCGAGCUAUAGGGAGAAGGAGUUAGAAAGAGAGGAGAAAAAAAAGACACGCGCGCACCGAUGCCCGAGAAAAGCACUCGUGCCGUUGUUGAAUGUACAUAUUUUGUAAGACGAAGAGUCGAGACGCUGAGAGCCUUCGAGUUGCCCCACCCCAACCCCCUUUCCUUUCCCACAUUUCCAUCUCCCAUGUGUUGUUUCAUCAUACGUUUUUUCUUAACCAACGCCCUCGUGUAUUUUCUCAUUUGUUGUUGUUUAUGUUGUUGUUGUUGCAUGCGUGUGUAACAUCGAACCGUCGACCUUCCGGGAGAUGCGGCCGCGGUAAGCGCAGACUGAUUCAUCCACGAUGAUGUUCGUGCCACUACGAGUGCUAUCGGUCUACGCUUACUGCCCCGGAGUGAAGAAAAUCAUUUUUCCACCCCUACUCGUACGCUUGUGUUGGUAUAUCUAUAUAUUGUGACGAGCGACGAUGAUAAUUAUACUUUGGGCAGCUCGUAUUGUAUGAGGGGGGGAAUAAAAAAGAAAAAAAGCCCCUUGUUUUAUAUAUAUAUAUAUAUAUGUAACGCAUUGAA
Copidosoma floridanum is the source of this 3106-nucleotide messenger RNA. RefSeq names its product transmembrane protein dusky-like (gene dyl). The record is from RefSeq and is a predicted model, not a curated record. Lineage: Eukaryota; Metazoa; Arthropoda; Insecta; Hymenoptera; Encyrtidae.